CAUAGUUAUAUCGCGCUUUCAUUGUAGUCAAGUUGAAUGAUUUGAGGUGUGGGCUGAAAGUUUUGUUGCUGUUAAAUUUUAUUUAUCAAAUAAUUUGGAACGCAUAUUUAUCAAAUCACAUACAUUAAGCUGACAAGAGAUAAAAAGUGAAGAUAUGUGAAUUAAAUAAGAGGCUGUGAAAAGAGAGCAGUGAAGUGAAAUGAAAACUAUUGCGUGCCGCAGUAAAAUACCAAUUGGCGAUAAAAAAUUGCAGAAAGUAUUCGUUCCACAUUAAAGUAAACGCUACACCAAAUCACUAAAAAUAUUUCCCCAUAAAAGCCUUAUACUUUGCAACUCCUGAAAUGGAACUGGAAUCGAGUAUAGCUAUACUGCAGGAUUUGCGUUUGCAGACAUUUGAUUCGAUACGUUUUGCUUCAUAUCGCACCGCCUCGAAAUUGCGUUAUAUACAAAAGUCGACAAAUCUUCAUCUGGUCGAUAUAUGGAAUGUGAUUGAAGCAUUCCGUGAGAAUGGUUUGAACACAUUGGAGCCACAAAGUGAAGUGAGCGUGGCCCGUUUAGAGACGCUCGUAUCAUCACUCUAUCAUAACCUCAAUAAACGUCUUCCAACGGCACAGCAAGUGCCCGUUGAUUCGAAGGCUGGCCUCUUGCUCAACUGGCUAUUAGCAGCGUAUACAAGCGAUAAUUCUGGCAAAAUUCGUGUAUUCUCAAUCAAGGUAGCUUUGGCGACUAUGUGCUCUGGAAAAUUAGUGGAUAAAUUGAGAUAUAUUUUUUCGCAAAUCUCUGAUGGCGCUGGCCAAUUGGUACAUUGGAAAUUGGGUGAAUUUCUACGUGAAGUAUUGGCUUUGCCAGCGGCUGUUUAUGAAUCUCCCACAUUCCACUAUAAGGACGGCUUAGAGGAGGAAAUAUUUCCAGCUGAGAAUAAGGUCACAGUGAAUGAUUUCAUGGCAACACUUAUGUCUGAACCGGGCCCAUCGUGCCUUGUUUGGUUACCGCUAUUGCAUCGUUUGGCCACUGUUGAGACAAUUGUACAUCCGACCAUCUGUUCGGUAUGUCAUAAGGAGAAUUUUACGGGAUUUCGUUAUCGUUGUCAGCGGUGCCACGCCUACCAAUUAUGUCAAGAGUGUUUUUGGCACGGCAAGACAUCACUGAAUCAUCAGAAUGAUCACGAAGUCAAAGAGUAUUCGAGUUAUAAAUCGCCCAGUAAACAGAUCGGCCAUUCGUUGCGCAAAAGCUUCCGAUGUGUGCCCGAGAAGACGACACAAGUGUUGCCACGAUUCCCCGAACAUCCCGAAAAGACUUUGAAUCUCUCGCAUAUUGUACCGCCAUCACCAUUACCAUCACAUAACGGUUUCACCGAUCCGCCACUACUGCAUGGCGGUGUGCCCGGUGGCGCACAUAGUGGUGGCCUGUUGUAUGAUCGCUCCAGUACGCUGGAUUCACGUGCUACUGGACGCAGUCUCGACAGUGCCACCGGUGCUAGCAUGUCACGCAUGGCCACCGCUUCGGCCAAUGAUGAGGAGCAUCGUUUGAUUGCACGCUAUGCCGCACGUCUUGCCCAAGAAAAUCGUGCUCCGGUCAAUGCUGGUAAUGUGGAUAAUGCUAGUAGUAUCGGCUCGGAUAACUCGCGUGCGCAACGCGAACUCAUCGCUCAAUUGGAAUCCAAAAAUAAGGAGAUAAUGCGAGAAAUCGCCAGACUACGUCGUCAACAAGAAGUUGAACAAAUCACACCAGAAAAUCCGGCGCUUAUAAAUGAGCUGCGCGCAUUGCGUCAACGCAAGGGCGAACUGGAAGGUCAUUUGGGCGCCUUGCAAGACUCCCGACGUCAACUCAUGGAACAAUUGGAGGGACUUAUGCGUAUGCUGAAGAAUCAGCAAACGACCUCACCGCGCUCCACACCCAAUUCCAGUCCACGUUCGGGCAAAUCACCACCCAUGCCCGGUGGCGGCGGCGGCGGCAUAGGUGCUGUAAAUGCAAUUGGCGGUGGCGGUGCUAAUUCACUUAAUAUUGCUGCAAUGCAUGCGCAACAAGGCCAACAGCAAGCAACAGCACAUUCUUUAAUUGGCAUGGCAGGCGGCGGCGUGGGCGGCCGUCCAACGCAGCAGCAAUUAUUGCAGGCACAGCAGACUGGUGCGUUACAAGGUACACAACAACAGCAACAACAGUCAUUUAACACAAGCCAACUGGAGCAAUUGAAUCAAAUAAGCAAUGAAGUGCGUUCAGCAUUCACUGGCAAUGCGAGCUCAACCUACAUGCUUAAUCCCAUGGCUGAGAUAAAUGACGCUGCUGAUAAUAUAACAUCGGCACUUUCGAAUUUGGUAAACGAUUUGAAUGCAGGACCAACUGCGAACCCUGCGCAACCUCGCUUUAUUAUGCCGCUUGAUAUGCGUCCCGUUGUGGGUGGUGAAUCAACACCAAUCGAUGAAGUCAUGACUGGCGCAUCACAAAUGGCGCCUUAUGAUAACGAAGAUGUUGAUGCGGAGGAGCGUCGUCUCUUCGAGAAUGUCUUUCAAACCAAUGAAGAGUACAAAUGGUUGGAUGAGUGUGAACGUCGUACACGUAAUCAACGUAUUAUGUGUUACAAACAUUAUCCUGACAUUUUAAUUGACGAUGAGCAAGCCGGUUUUCCGGCGCUACACGAAAUCGGCGAGACAAUCGAUGAAAUGCAACUGAUUAUGCAUGCCUUGAUUAUGAAGUAUAGUAUGAGCUUGUGAUGAAGUUUUCAUUUGCCACUGCUAAGAAGUGUUUGUUACUAAAGACUUUGAUGAAUCGCAGUCUUAUAGCAAUGAAUGGAACGUUAAGACAAAUGCGAGUAAUCACUGGCAGGAACAGUUUGCCCAAUGGCGUUUACAAUUUCAAAAUGACUAAAAGCCAACAACAAAGUUAAACCAAUAAAAAUAAUAUUAAUGGCAGCAGCGGCGAUUACGUUUACAUUUUUUACUAGGAUUUAUUUAAAAAACAACAACAAUAAGUCUUUACAACUACUUACUUACAAAGGAGGAAAAGUUAAAUAAAAAAUUUAAAUAAAUAUGAAAUAAUAAAAAACUAUAAAAUGCCGGAAUAAAAUUAUAUAUAUAUAAAUGCUAUAUUAAAUAUAUUACGUGAGGGAACUAUUUAUUUACUUUAAUUUAAUUUAAAAAAAUGCAAAUGAAACUUGAAUUUAAUUUUAGUAUGCUUUUUUGAGUGUAUAUUUAACUUUGUUUUUGAUAAACGAAUACUUAACUUAUUUGCAAGUGGUAACAACAUGUACUUACUUAUAACUUAAUUCUAAUCAUUGAGGAGUAAAAAAAAAACAGAAAAAAACUAAAUACAUGUAUUAAAUUAAGACAAUGCUAAAAAUAAAGACUCAUAAAUAAAUAAAUACAACAACUGCAUAUGUGUAUGAUGAAACUAUAGUAAAAAAAGAAAACGAAGAGAAAAACUAAACAAAUUGAUAUUCUAAAUUUAAAAGCUUGUAUUUAUUUUAAUUAAGCAAAUUUUCAAUGAGUAGUAGAAUGUGGCAGAGUUGCAUGAAAACGUUUUGAGAGACUAUAGCAAUAUAGAUUUGCCUGAAAAUAUAUUUGUUUCAUUAUUGUUGGUGGUUAUUAUUAUAUUUAUAUUGGAAAUUAUGUUAUUAUGCGAGCACCAAGUGUUUGUUAGAAAAAAGUUUUGACUAGAUUUAUUUUUUUGUUUAUAUUUUGCAUAAAAUGAAAAAUAUAUUUAAAUAUAUGUAUAUUAACACCAGUGGACUUCAAAUUAAAUAUAAUUAUAAACUCUUGAAAUAAUUAACAGUAUUUAUUCCAAGUGCAUCUAAAAUUUUUGCUAAAAAUAUAAAAUAAAAUGGUAAAUUUAGCGCGCCUAAAAGUGUGCUUUUAAAUUAUAGAUUUUUGUGUGUUUGACUACCGGUAGUAUCUAUACAGUGUGUUAAAAAGCAAAAAUAUUUGCUUAUUUUUCUAUUAAUUUUUUUUUUGUUUUAAAAAUACAGUUGAUCUCCUUUUUACACGGUGUUUUUGGCCACUCCCAGUUACUAUUUUUACAUGGUUUUACUUUUUUUACACGGAUUUUUUAUUUUAAUUGUAUAUUUUUUUGCAAUAAAAUAAAAAUUCCAUACGUCAAUACGUCACAAAUCCAAUUCUGUUAAUAGAAAUUAAUAAAUUUUAAAUUAGAUUUAAACUUAAAAUUUCAAAUUAUAGAUUCGAAAGCCAGUGAAAAGGUUGCAACAAUUUCAAUACGUAAACAAAUAAAUGAAGCUAUAUGAGGAAGUAAGAAAAAAGAAGACACAGCGAUUAAUGAUGGAACUUUGAAAUGUAUUAUUUUUUACCAUUCCCAGAAUAGUUGUUGUUUAUUCCUUCUAACAGUAAUAUGUACUUAUAUAUAAUAAUAUAUAAUACCAGAAAAGUCUAUAACAACAACAACAGUGUAAAUUCUUUGUACGAAUAGAUAGAUUUUCAUGUAAAAUUAGAUAUUUUUACACUUUUUUUUAUUUUUUGUACGAUUUUUUUCUUAAAUUGGUCCCAAUAGUGAGUUUUAUAUAAAAAUUUGAUUUUUUUUGCACGGUUUUUUUUUUGCACGUGUAAUUUACCUUCCCAGUUAAUCGUGCAAAAAGGAGAUCAACUGUAUAUAUUUUUGUAUAGCAACUCGUGGCUUCAGACUGGAGUAUAAAUAAUUCAGAGAAUCGAUAAGGCACUUUUUACUUAAUAAUUAUCGAUAGAAACUACUAUACAAUGUAGUUUAUUUUGUAAUUUAUACUGAGCACGGUUUCUAAGAAAUUUAAAAAAAAUUAAAAAUUUUGACGGAAAGAUCGAAUUUGUCAUUAACUGAUAGUGGAAAAUCUAAAAUGUGUAUAAAUUUUAAAAUUUUUCUAUAAAUAUUUUCGACAUAACCUCAAAUUGUUUUUUAUUUAUUAUAUUUCUAAAAUCAGAUUUUGAGAAAUUUUAUGGUGGUGGAAAUUGUAGAUUUUCGAGUAAGAAAUUAUACAUUUACGAAUUGAAUACAUUGCAUUUUUGUUGUAAUUAUUUUAUAGCAGCGUUAGUUCAAAUAUAUUUUUAUGCGAUGUAUGAAUUAUUUUAUACAAUGAUAUGGCCUAAAAUGCCUUUAAAAUAAUUUUUUACAAAUAUUUUGAUAAAUUUUUGAUAAGUAAAAUCAAGAAGUUAUUAUUCAUAUAAUUUUUUUAUAUAUAAUUGUUUAUUUACAAUUUUUAAUUCAUAUUUUUUUAUUAAAUUUUUAAUACCAUUCUUGCCGAAGUAUUUUAAAAGUAGAAUUUAUUUGAGAAAACUUAUGUAAAUAUAAAUUUAUUAUUAACUGAGACUGCUUAUAAAUGCAAUAGCCACCAACACGUUUCAGGCAAAUCUUAUUUAAGCAUACAAUACGCCUGCGCAGGUCGUUGAUAUACACACACACAUACAUAUAUACAAACACAUACAAAUGUAUUAUUAUUGUAGCUGCCGAAGUUUGUAGUCUACACGACGAGUCCAAGAAUAAUAUAAUAAAACUUAAAAAUUUGUACUUAAAUAUGAAACAAACAGGAAUAAAUAUUGACAUUUAUGGUGUGUAGUAUAUGCGGGUUCAAUAUUACAAUAUUUUACGGCUAAUGCUCGUUAAAAUAAAAAUCGUAAAUUAAACGAAGUUAAUAAAAUACACUAAAGUUGGAAUUUUUAAAGCGUUAUAACUAACAUACAUACAUACAUACAUGCAUACAACACAUAAACUUACAUGCAUACUUAUUAAAUUUGUGAGCAUACAAAAACAAAAACAAAUACAUACAUACAUACAAAUAACGUGCUUAUAUACUUAGACAUAUGUAUGUACAUACAGUAUACAGUAUAUAUAGCACAUAAUCCAGUUUUACAAAUUAAUAAAAAUAAAAUAAAUACUUAAAUGCAAGGGAUAAAUUAACAA
Messenger RNA from Zeugodacus cucurbitae (melon fly), 5874 nucleotides. Its product is annotated as dystrobrevin beta. The record is from RefSeq and is a predicted model, not a curated record. Lineage: Eukaryota; Metazoa; Arthropoda; Insecta; Diptera; Tephritidae. The coding region runs from base 342 to 2711 and encodes 789 amino acids. Gene Ontology annotation, biological process: synaptic signaling. Gene Ontology annotation, molecular function: zinc ion binding. The transcript is spliced from 10 exons. Gene Ontology annotation, cellular component: plasma membrane; synapse.